AUGGCAAACAAAGUUAGGGGUCGUUUGGUUGGGGUUAAUAAACAAAGGGAAAGGGAAUGGAUAGACCCAAUUCCCUUUGUUGUUGUUUUAUUUCAAAACUUUUAUCUGGGCAGCUUCAUAGAGCAAUUCCAUCUUUAUAAUAAGCUGCUGGUGCUUAUAUCCAAUAGGGUGUUGUUGCUUAAUGUCAGGGUUCUCUUGUGGGUAGUUUGUGAUAUGGUGUUAUUGAUGUUCUUUUCUACAGAAAAUGGCUCGCAUUGGUACUUCUUUGAAAAGGAAGAGAAAUUGGGACUUUAUUCGAACUCAUUAGGUGCCCUUGAUGGUAAAAUGAUUCUAGUGAAUGUUCCUUGUAAAGAUCGAUCCAAAUAUCGCACUAGAAAAGGUACCCUUGCUAUGAAUGUAUUAGGAGUAUGUUCACCCGAGAUGGUAUUUAUAUAUGUCUUACCUGGUUGGGAGGGAUCGGCACACGAUGGUCGGAUUCUUCGAGAUGCUAUUUCUAGGCCUAAUGGGUUAAAAGUUCCAAAAGGAUAUACUAAUGGAGAAGGAUUCCUUGCACCAUAUAGAGGGCAUCUUUAUCAUCUUAGAGAAUGGAAUAAUCCCCAACAACCUCAAAUCGCCGAAGAAUAUUUCAACUUAAGGCAUGCAAAAGCUAGAAAUGUGAUUGAGAGAUGCUUUGGGUUACUCAAGGGAAGAUGGGGGAUUCUUAGAAGUCCUUCUUGGUUUAGCUUACAAACACAUGGUCGAAUUGUACUUGCUUGUGCCUUAUUACAUAAUUUGGUAAAGAGAUACAUGCUUGCAGAAUUUGGUGAUGAGGACUUGAUGGAUGAAAGUAGUGCAAGUGGAGGUGGAAGGGGAAAAAACAAACGAUUUUGGACUGCUCAAGAAGAUAAAGUUCUUGUGGAAGCAUUGUCAGAGCUAGCUGUUGAUCCUCACUGGAGGUGUGAUAAUGGAUUCAGAAGCGGCUAUAUGGUUCGCUUAGAGGAGGUCAUAGGUAAGGCUCUUCCUGGUUGUGGUUUGAAGGCUCUGCCACACAUUGAUUCUCGACUUAAGACACUUGGAGCCAAGUUUAGGGCUAUUUCUCAAAUGUUAAAUACAAGUGGAUUCGUUUGGGAUGAUGAAAAAAAAAUGGUUUCUGUGGACCGGGCUGUUUAUGACGAGUUUUGCAAGAAUCAUCCGAAUUGCAAAAACUUGUUUGGAGUCUUAUUUCCGCACUUUCAUGAACUCAUGAAUGUUUAUGGCAAGGAUUAUGCUACUAGAAAACCAGGUGAAGAUUAUAUUGAAGCAAUCAAGAAUUUGCAAAAUGUUGCCCCUCCACAGGUUACACUUGAUUCAAGUGAUGAUGAGGAAGUUGCUGCUAGUGGUAAUGCCACUCAAAUUGUUACUUCUCCUCCUGCAAAAAAGAUGAAGACUGAAAAAACUUCUAAAAGAAGUAAGAGAGGAAAUGGUGGUGAAGGUAGUUCUAAUGAAUUGGCUAGCUUACAAGCAUUCAUGAAAGACAUGAAUGUUCAUCUUUCCACUAUGGCAAAUGUGAUGGCACGCACUGAUGAUCGUGAGCAAAAAAUAGUUGAAAAGACUGAGCAAGUGCUAGAGGAACUACUCUCUUUCAAUUUAGAAGGUGUAACUCCUAACCAAGUUUUUGAAGUGGCUAACAUUCUAACCGCACAACCAAACAAGCUCAUAAUAUUUUCAAAGUGUCCCGACGCUUUAAAAAGUGCUUAUGUUAAGAGUCUUAUUGGAGGAAAUAGUAAUGCUUAG
This is a messenger RNA of Amaranthus tricolor (Joseph's coat), 1752 nucleotides long. RefSeq lists its product as uncharacterized. The transcript has 7 exons. NCBI's taxonomy places the organism in Eukaryota, Viridiplantae, Streptophyta, Magnoliopsida, Caryophyllales, Amaranthaceae. The record is from RefSeq and is a predicted model, not a curated record. The coding region runs from base 1 to 1752 and encodes 583 amino acids.